GGCCUGCAAUAGAAGCUCAUCAAUCAAACCAGCUGUGGGAUUCACAUCGCUGGGAGUCUCUUAAAUGAUCAAUACUAUCACCUCCAUGAGAGCUCAAACAUCACAUGACCAAGGUUCAAGGGCUCUGGUGAGGUUGUCAUGGAAACCAUGUUUCCCCUCCUUCCACCCCCAGUGGUCUAGCUGGAGACUGCUGUGCACAUCCCUGGCUUUCCACACAUAAAGAAUUCAACACCACCACCUCCCCGGUCCAGAGUAUAGUAGGGAAACUCUGUUCAAUGGCAUCCUCCCUUUAAAGGUGUGUAGACAUUUGUUUUCUGAUGGAACAUUUGAGCAGGCAUUCUCACAAAACAGGCUCAACAUGGUUGAGGAAAACGACAAAAAAUAUAUUGUAGAAUAAUGACACGUUGAAGGUUUCGUCACCAGACUUGGUCAUCUGAGUGUCUGAGAAGACGCCUCUCCAAGCAGUUAAAAAAUUACGAUGUACCAUUUUAGAAAGGUGGGGCCCUCGGGUCCAUUAUUACUUCAGCCACAAUAUUAAAAUCUCCAUACAUUUUGUAAAAAAGUGCUUUCAAUGUCUGUUGUUGAAGGACUGCAGUUUAAAAACAAUGGAUGGUAGAAUGGCAAGGUUUAAAAAACACUCCAAAAAGGUUCAUUUGGGCUCUGAAAGGGUUUGACAUUUCUCAUAAGCAAAUAACAUGUUCAUGAUUGACUGUUUAACCACCCACCUUAGUUCAUUUCCAUCUGACCUUGUGGUAUAUGAGGUGACAGUGCAAGUCACAGAGUAUUUGUUUGCUUAUUUGGGGAGGGGUACAUGUUUUUGACAGGUCUUGGUUCACCUGCAGGAGGAGCUGUAGCUCAUCACAUCCUCCAAGGAGAGGAAGAGCGAGAUCCCUCCUUUCCUUCGGUGUCAUGAACAAAUCCACAGCGCUGGAGAGAGAGCAUAGCUGGAGAGAGAGGGGGAGGGAGAGAGCCAUGUAAAGACAGAUAGCAGUCAGUGUGACAGAUAAGAUCAGCGGAUGACUUGCCUCACUCUGAAUGCACUGUGACCAGGAGAGGAUGUAAGUGCACCAGUUUGCCAGCCAAGUCAGCUCUCCAGACACACACUCACACACAGACUUCACAGCCAGACACAGGCAGGGAGGGUGGGAGAAGACAACAGUCUUAUAACCAAGGUGGGGUUUGCAAAGGUUUCCCAGCGGAGUCUUCAACAGUGUAAUGGGUUGCCCAGGCUGGAGACAUUUACUCUGAUCCUGCAAAGAGGUUAGCGUAAUCCUACAACAAGAACUAGUUCUCGCACUCAGCCACCCUGGGCAUGGAGAAGCUGACGGAGAAAGACAAGGAGCUGAUCCGAGGCAGCUGGGAGAGUCUUGGCAAGAACAAAGUUCCACAUGGAGUCAUCAUGUUCUCCAGACUAUUUGAACUAGAUCCUGCACUCCUCAACCUCUUCCGCUACAAAUCAAACUGUGGCACCCCACAAGACUGCCUCUCCAGCCCUGAGUUCCUGGACCAUGUCACAAAGGUAAUGCUGGUGAUUGAUGCCGCAGUCAGUCACCUGGACGACCUCCAUACCUUGGAAGAGUUUCUGCUCAACCUGGGAAGGAAACACCAGGCCGUCGGUGUCCACACGCAGUCCUUCGCUGUGGUUGGGGAGUCCCUCCUCUACAUGUUGCAGUGUAGUUUGGCUCAGGGCUACACAGCGGCGCUGCGUCAGGCCUGGCUCAACAUGUACACCAUCGUAGAGGCGGCCAUGAGCAGAGGGUACACAAAGAACGGGGAACACAAGACAGACUGACUGAAUUCUCUGGUCUGCUGCUACCAGUCGCCGUCCAUUGACCUACAAGGUUGAUAAGGAGUAAGGUUGUGUAACUGACAGCAUGUGGCUUUCAAUUGCGGUGUAUUUCCUCGGUGAGUCUAGGGUCUCCCGGUAUGGUGAACAUGCUUGACGCAGCAACGGUCCAAUCGCCUCAUGUUCACAGAGUGAAAUGUUUGUUUUUUUGCUGCGGAUGUUGUAGCUGCCAGACAGCGACGCUGAAGCAUUGUCAGGAUGUGUCGGCCAGCUCUAAGGCUGCCGUUUGAAUUGCUCAAAUGAGAGAACGCGUCGAGUUGAAUUAAUAUAAUGACUGAAAUUGCUUUGUAAAUAAUGGCUUAAUAUGUCUACUCAAAUAAUUACAAUGAUUGUGGUGGUCUUUGUGGUGAUCUUAAAGAGUUGCACAAUUGUCAUACACUGAAUAUAUUACUGGGAGCCCUUACUGGGAUCAUAACUGUAGCUGGAAGGGGCAGCUAUGAUAUGGGCCUUUUUCCCCAAAUCAAACCAGAAACAGAAACCAUGAUCACAAAUGUAUGCACAACACUCACGUUCUGUGUCAUUAUCACAGUGAUGUGUCUAUAUAUUUCAGUUAGGUUAGGGACCUUAUAAUGACACAUACUAAAUCUCUCCUUUUAGUGUGUUCAUGACCUGGGUGCAGCAACCCUUAAAGGGAAACACGAUUCUUAAAGCCAUUGAUAUCACCAAGAAAACGAAUACGUUUGAUCGAUGUUCAGAAGAAAAUGACAAGAGCUGUUAAUCCAUUCUGAAGCUUUUCUAUGGGAUCACUAAGACUGUUAUGGCGUCCAUGUGCACCUUUGUCUGAAAGGUGUUUGUGGCACCUUCCACUCCUCUGACAGCCGAGGUUGGAAAGAUCAGAUUGCUAUAUGCAUAUUAUGAUAUUUCAAUAGGCUUCUACUGACUGUUAUGUACUCUAAAAUAGACUGUUAUUCUUCUCUCUUGAGUUCUAGCUCGUUGAUGUAAUGGAACUCAUUAGUAGAUUAUUUGCUUCUUUGGAGUUCUUUGGUCUUGACCUUUUUUCACUUUUCACUCAUUGUAAAUGUGAAGUGGCGUUGAACCACAUACAGCAUCUGUAUACUGUAAAUACUGCUGUCAUAUGUUAUGAACAGGCCACAUCUACUGGAGAAUGUUGGCUUUUUGGACCCAUUAGACAAUCACUGCCAUUGAAAAUGCCAGGGUUUAUUCUUUUUCUCUUUAUUUUGCUCAUACUACCGCAAAGAGCUUUAGGUGCUUGGAGUGUCUUUCUGUGGAAUAAAUAAUUUAUUGCUAAAAAUGUUUACUCCAAAAUACAUGAGCCUGCUGAAAUAGUCAGCGAUGUGCACAGUCUUUCUACUGGUAUGACCCAACCAAUUUGCCCGCAGUAAAUGUUUCUAAAUCGUGCUAUCUGCAUUGAGAGUCAAUGCCAAGUUAGCUAAAAUAUGCCAAGUAUGUGAUAAUAGCACUACACUACUGUCUAUACAAGCUGCUGAUAUGUCCUAAAUAUUGCUCCUGUCUGAGAUUACUUUUAUAAAGUUUAUUUUUGUAUUUUGUGUUUUACGUAUGUGUAGAAGUAUAUACCAUUGCAAACACCGUUUUUCCAAACCUGUUAUAGUACCUACAAUAUAUAUGUCAAGUACAUGUGUUUUCAGUUUACAUUUAUCGAGAUUUAAGGUACAUAAAAACACUCCAGCUGUAAGCAUAGAAAUCUUACUUAUGAAGGCUUUUUAUAUGCCCAAGAGCUUUGCACUUCAAAUGAAGAGAAUCUUUUUUGCUCAGUCAGUAUAACUGCCCUAUUAUCAAUGUGUCAAAGGGAUAUGCAUUAUAUAUAUAUAUAUAUAUAAGGGAUCUCACUCUCCUUUCAAUCCCCUGUGAGCUUUCUUUUCAGGCCAUUGCACCACUACUUCAGAUGUGUUUGGCUCCCCCACAUUCCAACUAGCAUAUGGGUUCACCUUACCAGUUAACCCUUUGACAGAACUAAAAAACAUUAAAAGUAGUUCAUCAAUACAAAGUGACAUCCAGUCUAAUAGGUUUAAUUUAGGAAAGCAGCCCCAUGCGUUUAGCACAUUUGAUAAUACUGCUACAUGUACAAUGCAGGUUGUUGUGGGAAAUGUCUCUAUUAUAAACCAUCUGGGAGUGUCUGUUCAGCAUGUAUGUGUGGACAGCAUUGGUACAUCGAAAUAAUGUACUAUUCAGUUAAUGAGUGUUUCACUGUCUACCUCAUCAACGCAGUUGUUAUUAAACAGCGAUGAUUUCACUUAUAACUAUAACCAAAAACACAACACUUAAUGCAGAUACCCUGUCAACCUAACAACUCACAAAAUGGACCCCAUCCUGUACUUAUGUGAUGUGUUGUGUGCUAACUCAAUUAAGACUAAAUAAAGGUGAUAUUCAGUGGAAAUACUACUG
Molecule: messenger RNA, 4210 nt
Organism: Esox lucius (northern pike)
Lineage: Eukaryota; Metazoa; Chordata; Actinopteri; Esociformes; Esocidae
Gene: ngb
Product: neuroglobin
Exons: 5
Coding region: 1313-1792 (159 amino acids)
Molecular function (GO): oxygen binding; heme binding
Source: RefSeq, a predicted model, not a curated record